UCAUGCCUAUGUUCGUACAUUCUCUCCAAACCCCUGUUUUGGACCUUGCUCAACAAAAGACAGUAGGAGAUGUCAAGAUUUUGGUUACAGAACGUGAAGGUCUCCCUCUUGAGCAGAUGGCAGUGUUCUAUGAAGGCCAGCCAUUAGAAGACUCCUGUGAGCUUGUAACUUUCAGAAAUGAGGCAACAUUGAAUGUUGAGCUGCGCUUGCUUGGAGGUAAAGUCCAUGGUAGCUUGGCUCGUGCUGGUAAAGUACGUGGGCAGACACCUAAAGUUGAUAAGCAAGAAAAGAAAAAAGGAAAGACUGGCCGUGCCAAACGUCGUAUGCAGUACAACCGUAGAUUCGUAAAUGUUGUCGCUGGCUUUGGGAGAAAGAAGGGACCCAAUGCCCGCUCAUAAGUUUUAUUAAAUGUACAAUAAAAAAUAAACUGGCACUUAUUUUA
This is a messenger RNA of Physella acuta, 442 nucleotides long. Its product is annotated as ubiquitin-like FUBI-ribosomal protein eS30 fusion protein. Gene Ontology annotation, biological process: translation. Gene Ontology annotation, cellular component: ribosome; cytosolic small ribosomal subunit. Gene Ontology annotation, molecular function: structural constituent of ribosome; protein binding. Lineage: Eukaryota; Metazoa; Mollusca; Gastropoda; Physidae. The record is from RefSeq and is a predicted model, not a curated record.